AUGCCGUCCAUGCAACCAUUUGCCACGAAGGUCAUCGCAGUUACCGGCGCCGGCAGCGGCAUCGGCCGUGCGACUGCCAUCUACUUGGCCCAAAGGGGUGCAACACUCGCCAUCUCAGAUGUCAACAAGGCCUCCCUGGACGCAGUUGCUGCAGAAAUACUCGCCGAGAUCCCUAGUGCGAAGGUGUUGACCUCGGCUAUUGACGUGAGCAAGGCUGAUCAAGUCAAGUCAUGGAUCAGCCAGACCGUUGCCAAAUUUGGCAAAUUAGACGGUGCCGCCAAUAUUGCCGGGACAGCUGGUCGCGAACAACAAGGUGAUCCCGUGGACGCGCAGACUGAUAUAGACUGGAACUUUGUCCUCGACGUCAACCUCACGGGCACUAUGUACUGCCUUCGUGAAGAGCUCCAGGUUCUCUCCGAGGGCGGAUCUAUCGUGAACGCCUCGAGUGUGUUGGGCUUGCGCAGCUCACCUACUCCCGGAGGCAGCCCGUACGUUGCCAGCAAGCACGGCGUCCUCGGAUUGACUAGGUCUGUUGCGAGGGAGUAUGGCCACAAGAACAUCCGUGUCAAUUGCGUCAACCCAGGUGCAAUUGCCACCCCUAUGAUGGGCUCUUACCAUGGCCAAGAAAACCCGUUGCCGGAGUACAUCAACCCCCCUAUCACUCGGUGGGGAACUCCCCUGGAGGUGGCGCAACUGAUUGGAUUCCUGCUGGGAGACGAGUCCCGCUAUAUCAGCGGGACUUCGGUUGUCAUUGAUGGGGGCUUGAUUUGUUAG
Molecule: messenger RNA, 774 nt
Organism: Colletotrichum destructivum
Lineage: Eukaryota; Fungi; Ascomycota; Sordariomycetes; Glomerellales; Glomerellaceae
Product: Putative short-chain dehydrogenase/reductase SDR, NAD(P)-binding domain superfamily
Exons: 2
Coding region: 1-774 (257 amino acids)
Molecular function (GO): oxidoreductase activity
Source: RefSeq, a predicted model, not a curated record